Messenger RNA from Juglans regia (Persian walnut), 560 nucleotides. RefSeq lists its product as uncharacterized. Lineage: Eukaryota; Viridiplantae; Streptophyta; Magnoliopsida; Fagales; Juglandaceae. The transcript is spliced from 2 exons. Bases 70 to 372 code for a protein of 100 amino acids. The record is from RefSeq and is a predicted model, not a curated record.
ACCGGAGGAGUUUUUAUAAAGGUAAGUACAUUAAAUCGAAGCUAGAAAAUAUAUAUUUAAGAGAAAACAAUGGCCAAUUCUAGCAAGGUGACAGCAGUGAUUCUUAAUGUAGUCUUGAUGCUCUCUCUUCUCCUCAUCUCCAUCUCCUCUGUUGCUGAAAGUCGAUUUCUUGGCGGUCAUGGGAUGGUGAAAGAGGAGGCAGCGGGAAUUCUUUGUGAUCUUGUGCACGGUGUAGAAAGUGGAGAGACAUGCUCUGGGGUUGUUGAGAAGUUCAAGUUGAAUGCUGAGACCUUUACUUUGAUCAACCCUAACCUCAACUGCGAUGCACUCUUCGUUGGUCAAUGGGUCUGCAUUGAUGGGGCUUCAAACUAAACGUACAAUCUUAACUAUGCAUUUGGAAAUAAUAAUUCCCUGCAUGAACGAUGCAUGCAUGGAGAGGAAAGAACUAAUAUUCUUUCCCCAUUUAAUUUGAAUUAUGUGUCAAUGGCCAUAUUAAUGUGACAUUGUUGUUAAUGUUGAAUUCAAGAAAUAAAACUCUCCCUCACGUUUUUGUUACAAAA